Molecule: messenger RNA, 1813 nt
Organism: Poeciliopsis prolifica (blackstripe livebearer)
Lineage: Eukaryota; Metazoa; Chordata; Actinopteri; Cyprinodontiformes; Poeciliidae
Gene: fgf8b
Product: fibroblast growth factor 8b
Exons: 5
Coding region: 618-1298 (226 amino acids)
Biological process (GO): regulation of cell migration; positive regulation of gene expression; dorsal/ventral pattern formation
Cellular component (GO): cytoplasm
Molecular function (GO): type 2 fibroblast growth factor receptor binding; growth factor activity; type 1 fibroblast growth factor receptor binding
Source: RefSeq, a predicted model, not a curated record
CAGAUGCUGUAUGUGGACGGGAGACGACCGCAAAGAAGAAGAAAAAAAAAGAAAAGAAAAGAGAGAGAAGAAGAAAGAAAAGGAACACCCGUGUGGGUGGAAGACUUUUGGGGACGCGGGGACUUUACAAUCCGCACGCAGAGAUUGACAGCCCAGGCAACUUUAUUUGCCACUUUUUAAAGGAGAUGCGCGCAUCAUCUCUCCUCACAAAUGACCGCACUCUUCAGGGCGCAAAAAGAGCAUCUCCUCCAGGACGCGCAGACAUCCGUUCGUGAAACCAGCGGUCGUCACUCCGCGAGAGCGAUAAGGAGGGAUUCAACCGAAUGAGCCAAAGGGGACUUGAUGGGGGAGCUGGGGUGACGGCGACGCUCUUCGCGAGACCUCACUUUUUGGAUUAGUGCCGUUUGAACCCCCCUCCACCCCCCCAACCCCUCCGACCCCCAGACCGGACUGCGGAGAGGACCUGCGUCGGAACGCCUGACAGUUCCGGAUCUCUUAAUUGUCAUGGGUUUGGCUUUCGGCGCGCAACGAGGAGGUUAAUUCAAACUGAGCCGAAGGCACCCGACUGCAGGAAUGGUGACUCCGAGGGCGUCCAAAGCCGAAUCAGCGAAGUAUUCAUGAAGCGAUAUUUGAACUAUUACAGGAUGAGGCUGAGAACAUCGAGGUUAGGUUAUCUGUUUCUCCAGUUCGCGGCGCUUUGCUUUUACGCACAGGACACUGUGCAGUCGCCUCCUAAUUUCAAGCAGCACGUCACCGAACAGAGCCGGCUGUCGGACCGCAUGAGCCGCAGACUGACCCGAACCUACCAGCUGUACAGCCGAACCAGUGGGAAGCACGUCCAGGUCCUGGCCAACAAGCGGGUCAACGCCAACGGGGACGACGGCGCGGUGCACGCUAAGCUGGAAGUGGAGACAGAUUCCUUUGGGAGUCGCGUUCGGAUCAAAGGGGUGAAGACAGGAUACUACAUAUGCAUGAACAAGAGAGGGAAGCUGAUUGGCAAGCGAAAAGGGCGCGGCAAGGACUGCAUCUUCACCGAGAUCGUCCUGGAGAACAACUACACAGCCCUGCAGAACGCCAAGUACGAGGGCUGGUACAUGGCCUUCACCCGCAAGGGCCGCCCGAGGAAGGCCUCGAAGACCAAGCAGCACCAGAGGGAAGCCCACUUCAUGAAGCGUCUUCCGAGGGGCCAUUUGCUGAGCGACAGGAGGCCGUUCGAUGUCCUCCCUCUGCCCAUCCCCGUGCAGCCUCUCAGCAGGCGGACUAAACACUCCCAUCACCAGCGCUCUGGGGGACGCUGAGGACCCAAACCACUGAAGAGGAACAGCACAGAAGAACCACUUCAAGAGAAAGCAUAGUGUGAACUCAAGUGCCCACACACUUCUUCUUUUUUUUUUUAAUUUGCCUCUUUUCUGGACUUCUUACGUACUUCUUGGUUACUGGGUUUUAUGUAAACUAUCUAAUCUGCUAGUUAUUUACAGACUGUAGCAAGAUUUCCCCCUAUCUUUGGCUAUUAAAAUCAGGGCAUUUUACGUUCUGGAGAGCUCAAAAAAAAAAAAAAAAGACAAAGAAAUCUCAUGACGAGUUAGACGUUAGCCAGCUCAGCGUUGAAAAGAAUGUUAAAAAGUGAAGCUAGACGUGGCAGCUAUCUGUGGUUACAGCAUCUCUAAGUCGACGUGCUCUCUCGGAGAAUUAUGUAACCUGUUUCGUUUUUCUACAUAUAUGGAUAUAUUUUUACUGUAAAAAUGUAAAUUACAUCAAAUGAUGGAUAUAUUUAUUGUAGAGUGUAUAUUAAAACCACUAAAGAGUUUCGUAA